Molecule: messenger RNA, 1491 nt
Organism: Gracilinanus agilis (Agile Gracile Mouse Opossum)
Lineage: Eukaryota; Metazoa; Chordata; Mammalia; Didelphimorphia; Didelphidae
Gene: ZNF572
Product: zinc finger protein 572
Exons: 1
Coding region: 1-1491 (496 amino acids)
Biological process (GO): regulation of transcription by RNA polymerase II; central nervous system development
Cellular component (GO): nucleus
Molecular function (GO): DNA-binding transcription factor activity, RNA polymerase II-specific; RNA polymerase II cis-regulatory region sequence-specific DNA binding
Source: RefSeq, a predicted model, not a curated record
AUGACAGAGAUUCUCUUUAUAUUUUCAAUUCUUUCAGAAAGUAAGAACAAUUUGAAAACACUCAUCCAGAAAUACCCUAAGGAUAAGGAACCUAAAGAAAUCCCAUCAGAAUGGUCUGAGAAAAAUGUUCUCUCAAACACUGAGCAUGAUGAUACUAAAGGAAUUCCAUUAAGUUGGAACAAAGGUGUCAGGUUCUGGAGUCUUGAGUGGAAAAAUUCUCAGGAAGAUAAUUACAAGACAGAAACUCAAUGGGAGAAAACUACAGGAAAAGAACAGAGUAAAUCUAUUUCCUGGGAAUGGGACCCCAGAAAAAACACUGACAUUACUAUCCAUCAGACACUACCCAAAAGAGACAAAUCCCAUAAAUGUCUUGAAUGUCAGAAGAGCUUCAAUAACAGCUCUCAUCUUCGAAUUCAUCAAAGGACUCAUACAGGAGAAAAGCCUUAUAAAUGUUCAGAGUGUGAGAAAUGCUUUGGUAACAGCUCUCAUUUGAUUCAGCAUCAGAGAACUCACACAGGAGAGAAGCCCUAUCAAUGUAAUGAGUGUGGGAAAAGCUUUAGCAAUACUUCACACCUUAUUAUCCAUGAGAGAACACACACAGGAGAAAAGCCCUACAAGUGUCCGGAAUGUGGGAAGAGUUUUAGUAGCAGCUCUCAUCUCAUUCAGCAUCACAGAUCUCAUACAGGAGAGAAACCUUAUGAAUGUCCUGUAUGUGGGAAAUGCUUCAGUCACAGCUAUGUUUUAAUUGAGCAUCAAAGGACCCAUACAGGAGAAAAACCCUAUAAAUGUCUUGAUUGUGGGAAAAAAUUUAGUCAGAGUUCUAGUCUUAUUCGCCAUCAGCGCAUUCAUACUGGUGAGAAACCCUACAAAUGUCUUGAAUGUGGGAAAAGCUUUGGUUGCAACUCUAUCCUCAUAAAGCAUCAAAGAAUUCACACAGGAGAAAAACCAUAUAAAUGUCCAGAAUGUGGGAAAAACUUUAGCCGUAGCUCAAAUCUUAUCACACACCGAAAAACCCACUUGGGAGAGAAAUCCUAUGAGAGUCUUGAAUUUGGAGUAAAUUUGAAUCACAGUUGUAACUCAGUAGAACAUAAAAGAAUUCAGCUACGAGAGAAACCAUAUAAAUGUUGUGAGUGUGGGAAAAGUUUCAACCUUAGUUCCCACCUUAUUAGACACCAGAGAACACAUACAGGAGAAAAACCCUAUAGAUGUCCUGAGUGUUGGAAAACUUUCAGUCAAAGCUCCACACUGGUGAUCCACCAGAGAACUCAUACAGGAGAGAAACCAUAUAAAUGUCCUGACUGUGGGGAAAGUUUCAGUCAAAGUUUUAACCUUAUCAGACACCGAAGGACCCAUGUAGGAGAAAAACCUUAUAAAUGUACUGACUGCGAGAAAUCUUUCAGUCGAAGUGCCUAUCUCAGCCAGCAUCAAAAAACACACAUAAGAGAAAAGCUCUCUACAUUCUCUGAAGUUGAGGAAAAUUUUACUCAUUAA